Molecule: messenger RNA, 2652 nt
Organism: Schistosoma guineensis
Lineage: Eukaryota; Metazoa; Platyhelminthes; Trematoda; Strigeidida; Schistosomatidae
Source: the annotation of a GenBank genome assembly
CUUUAUUGGACAUAUAAUCCUGCAAGUGGCAAAAAUAAUUUGUACGCUGCGAUGGCCCAAACAUGUCAGCUAAAAGCCUUGCUUCAGGUUACUGCGGCUAAGAUGGAUAUUGAAGAUGAACUUCUUGAGCACUAUCUGAAUCGGGUUGUGAAAGUAGUAUGUUCGUCUGACUUGUCAAAAGCACUCACAGAAGAAUUCAUAUUAUCUGUCAAAUGCUUAAUUAACAUUUGUUCAGCUGUUCAAGGAACACGUCUUUUAUUGACUGUGCUGUCAACUCAAGAAAAGCGUGAAGAGUUCACUCGGAUCCUUACUACCCUCUCUUUGGAUAAUUCUAGAAGUCAUGCUGAUUUAGCGUCUCUAAUUAUUGACUUGAUUUCAAAUUUGACUAGAGAUCCUGUUUGGUUGGGUCAUUUCGGUGAACAUUUUGAUAACAAACAUAUUAGAUCGAUCCUCAGCUCAGGUUCUUCUAUCCAGAAGUUUCUCCCAAUAGUACUUAACCUAAGUAGGUUAACAUCAGUACGCCACUCCAUAUGCUCAUCAGAACUAUUACGAAAGCUGAUCGGUUUAUUUUCAAAUAUGUGUUCCGUCCCUAUCAAAAUUCUAAUAGCUGGCAUAAUAAAAAACUGCUCAUUUGAAGAUGAGCUUCAUAGUGAACUUUUCAACAGGGGCGUUGGUUUGCUCGAUGCACUUUUAGUUCCACUUUGUGGUCCAGAAGAUUGUAUUGACAAAGAAGACCGUGCUAUAUUGCCUAAAUCUGUUCAGACUACAACUGGGAGCUCCCAAUUUUCUCGUUUGUUUUCCACUGAGUUGUAUCUUACUAUUUGCCAAACAUUUUUGCAAUUCUGCUCCACCAGUCACGGACGAACAUUUCUUCGGUCCAAUGGAGUUUAUUUUAUUUUGCGUGAGUUACACAAUUAUAUAGCAAAAGCCGAAGAACAAACACAAUGUCCUAAAACUGAUGAAGCAGUUACAAACAAGGAAUUAUUAUUUUGCAUCGAACAAGUAGUAGAUCAACUCAUUUGUGAGGAAAGUGAACGUGAUGAGCGCUGUGCAAAAUCCAGUCUUAGAGAAAUAAAUAUUGACGCAGAAACUAAAGAGAAACUUGAUAGAGUGAAAAAAGACUAUUUGGAAUGCAAGUAAUGUCUGAUAUCUUUAGUGUAUUUCAUUUUGGCUUUGUAAAUGCUCAGUACUCCAGUUGCUGUUUCUACUCUUUUAUUUUUCUAUACCCCAUUAAAUUCUAAUUAACACUUACGACGAUGAAUUUCAGUUGUUUAACGUUAAACCUGUGUAACAACCUUCGUUGAUAGCAAUCAUCCUUUCUUAUCACUAAGUGAAAUAUUAAACCUUAUCUGCGAACGCCUUGUAGACACUCCUCUGUAAAAAACAUCGAAUUCUAACGUUCUUUAUAAUCUGAAUAUAUUCGACAGUGUUUUCAAUUGUGAGCUAAUUUUCCGUCAGUAGGUUUUAAAGAGAUCCAACGUAUGGAAUAAAAUAAAUGGAAAAGUAUCAGGAAACUUGAUAAUCUAUACAGCUUAAGCGCGAACUCAAUUGAGACUUUUUUUCAGUUUCAUUCCAGACUUUGCUCAGUUUCAAAGUGUAUCAUUCUGUUUUAAAGCGUACAUAAAUGUAUUUAUUUUAGCAGACAUCUGGAACUAUGGUAGAAAUAUAAAGGCCAACUAUAAACAUUGAUUAUUCAGUACAGUUUCAGAAUGAUCAUUCAAAUGGUAGUAUUCAAUUUGCUAUAUUGGUCGCACAAAGCGAGCCCUUUCGAAACGCAUCUCCGAACAUCAUCACUCUACCUGGCUUUGCAAAGGAUUACAGAAGUCAGUCAAAAGCUCGAUCUUGGAGCAUCUAGUCUAUCCCGGUCGCUCCGCUUCUCGAGAAUUAUACAUGGAAAAGUUGGCUCGAUAAAAAUGCAGAUAGACAACUUGUGUACGGCAGAUUCUAUUGUUAUUCACCAAUUUAAGCCUAACCUUUUCCUACAAAAACAAUAUGUUCAGUCCCUCACCUUUAACCUCCCUAUCUAUCUUCUAUGAUCUGUUUUUCUCUUUAUUUCAUUGUUCCUACUCCUUUCCAAUUAUUUUCAGAACUAAUUAGUAACUACUACAACCUUUUAAUUAUUCUGUUCUUAAUAACUAUCAGUUGGGCAAUCAUUUCACUUUUUCACUAGCCGAUUGUUACAACCUCUCUUCGAUAUCUGAUUUCCAAGUCUUAACAUAUCACUCCAAGUUUUUUAAUUAAUUAGCACCUUUCUACCUUACCAUAAAACACUAUUUUAGCAAAUAAGAAUGUAUCUUUUUUCCAAAUCAGUAGUGUGUCAAAUAUCUAGGUUACUUGUCCCUCCAUGCUUGUUAAGUGUCUUUUUUGUGCAAAUGAAGGAACACAGUAGGCAAUGAAUUUUAAGUUCAAUUAGUUAUAGUCAGUUAUACACCCGUUUCCAUAUAAGCCUUGCCAAGCUUUCCAAUACUGUUUAAAUGUUUAUCUGAUGGUGAAUUACUUCGUCGUUGUAAUUUAAGUCUGAAAAUGUACUCAACUUAUGACCUGCUACUGCACAUGGCAAUUUUGUACAAGAAUCAGGAUACUAAUAGCUCUUCUCAUGGAAACAGACUGAAGAUCUCAAUUUACUUGUACAUAUAUCACACUAGACAAGCG